AUGCUUGAAACUGCCAGACGAACAGCAGAAGAGAUCUUCAUGCAUCCAUCCGGUCUCGUUUCAGGGGUCGUUCUGUCAGGCUACCAGGUUGUCAAUUCUUUAUCGACACCGAAUCGACCCGACACGAUGGCCACCGCGGAAACAGUUGACCUCGGACCCCUUCAUGAGCCAAAGGCCGAGUCCAUCAACGCCUUCAGGGAUAUCGAGCACGAGCUCAAGGAAAGGCUUUUGACUACACGUCGUGAAUAUCAAAAGCACGAGCGCGAGUACUUCCAGGCUGUUGAGCAUCUUAGUGACGAAGAGCUGGCUGGAUUCAGCGCUGAAAACCUCGUCGCUGUUCGAGUUGCCGUCUCGGCCUACGGAGUUCAUCUCUUUGGCAAGGUUCGCAUUCCGGCUUUGCCUGAAUCUGGGCCUGCCUACAUCCACAUUAGAGUUUUCGAUGUCCCCGGAGACGAGCCGGCCAAGCUGCACAGCAUCCACACUGAGGAGACAGAGCAUCCAGAUGGCGAUAAGACAUACCGUGCCAUUUUCACCGACAGCGACGAGCUGGAGUGGUUCGACACAUGA
This is a messenger RNA of Colletotrichum karsti, 567 nucleotides long. RefSeq lists its product as uncharacterized. The record is from RefSeq and is a predicted model, not a curated record. Bases 1 to 567 code for a protein of 188 amino acids. Lineage: Eukaryota; Fungi; Ascomycota; Sordariomycetes; Glomerellales; Glomerellaceae. The transcript has 5 exons.